AUGGAAGGCCCUUCGGAGCCGAGCCGGAUGGUCUUUGUUUGGUCCCGAGGCGCUCGCCAGAAUCAGAGAAGAGAUCCGCAAGUAGGAGGUAUCUAUGUAUCAAAUCGCGCUUUCGAUGCUCGGCUGGUAGGUGUGCUAAACCUUCUUGGAUACGCCUCCUUUGCGAGUCACUUCGUUCUCCCAUCACUGACGUCGUGCGACACGAAGCUAGUCCUCGAGUCUGUCUUGAGAUGCAAGACGUUGCCCCGCUUCGUGGCUGUCCGUGGGAGGGAGGGCCUACACGCGCACUACGGCCUGUACCAGUCCAUACCCCGUGCGGACGCGAAUCGUGGGUUCCGAUCGAGCUCUCGAAUCUGUGCUUUCCGGCCUGUUGAGGUUGGUCUGGCAGGUUACGUAAAGGAAGUUGUCGCUGCCCGGUCACCGGCGAUACUGAAGUCCUCUGGAAAUCACGUCCGCUCUUUCACUUGGAGGGAAUUGAAUUGUCCCGACUUCAACGCAGUCAAGGGCGGGGCGGUCUCAUAUCCUCGCUAUAGGAAAGCUGUUGCGAGCGACGUAUCGGAGAUCACGAGGGAGCUCGAGGAGCGACGGAUCACCAUUUACUCAAGGUUGGGAGGCAAUCAUGAGCCAUCCCCUUCCGCGGCGCCUCCUGCGCCUCAAUAG
Molecule: messenger RNA, 660 nt
Organism: Gloeophyllum trabeum ATCC 11539
Lineage: Eukaryota; Fungi; Basidiomycota; Agaricomycetes; Gloeophyllales; Gloeophyllaceae
Exons: 3
Coding region: 1-660 (219 amino acids)
Source: RefSeq, a predicted model, not a curated record